AUGAUACUCAUCAUUCUUGCUAGUUUUACUCUAUUGAGUGUAUGCAAACUUUGUUCCAUAUUUCCUUACGAUUAUACGAAAAUUGUUGCAAAAGGAAAAUGAAAAGAUAGUUAAGGAUUUAGGAGAUUACUUCAGCUAAACUGAAUAUAAAAAUGUAGAAAUAUUAAGAGAUGAAAAUAAUAAACCAUCUUUAUUGAAACCAAUAUAACUAAUAAAUAUAAUGGAAAUGCUUCAAAUUGUAAAAAUUGCUUUUGAUAUUUUAUUAAUCAAGAAGAUAAUAUCGUAUUAUGUAUAAACUUCUUCAGAAUUUGAAUGGCUUAAUAAAUAUAUUAAUUAUAAAUAAAUAAAUAAAAAAUAAACAGGACUAGAUAAGGAAGUUACCAAACUUUAACUCUAAUAAAAUUAUUGGAAUAUCAAUUAAGUAAAAUGUUAAUUAUUAUUUAUUUUGGAUGCAAAACACCUAUUAAUAGAUUGUUAUUAAAUCGAUACUGGAAACUUAAAUAAUCAAUUUUAUUUAAUCAAUUAAGAUUAAGAAGAAAUAAUGAUGAUAGAAAAUAUUUAUCCUUUGUUAGCAGAUUAAAGAGAUAAAUACUUAGCACAAAUAAUUAUAUUUAUAGAAUUACAACUUACUCAACCGAUAAUCCAUCAUAUAUUGAAGAAUUAAUCUUAAAUUAUGUAACAUUCCGUGAAUACUCUUUUGAAAUAGUUGAAGUAAUAGUAGGACCAUAAGAUCAAAUCCUUAUUUUGGAUUCAAUAGGUAAUCUAUUUUCAAAGAUGUAUCUUAUCGAUAAAAACAGUUGGAAUUUUUCAUUUUUAGUAAUGA
Molecule: messenger RNA, 823 nt
Organism: Paramecium pentaurelia
Lineage: Eukaryota; Ciliophora; Oligohymenophorea; Peniculida; Parameciidae
Source: the annotation of a GenBank genome assembly